UUUGUAAAGAAGAAAAAUAUAAAAUUUGUAUAUCUUUUAUCUAUGAUUUGUAUAAUGUAAAUUAAAAUCUAAUCAAACGUAGUUAAAGUGACUUAAUUUAUAAAAAAAAAUUGUAAACGGUAUUAUUUUUUUCCCAAUUUUAUUGCUCCUAAUUAAAUCAAAUUUUAAUUAAAUAAUAUAACUUUUAAAAUAUAUUUCAUUUAAGGAAUUUAAAGUUGGCCAUGUAAAUAAUUCCUAUUAAGACAAAUUUCAGCCAAUGUUGACUUGCGGAGUACGAAUUGUUAGAGGCCCAGACUGGUCAUGGGAGGACCAAGAUGGUGGUGAAGGCUUUGUGGGAACGGUAUGUGAAAUAGGAAGAUCAGGCAUCGUAGGCUCUCCCGAUAAGACAGUCGUUGUGCAAUGGGAUGGGGGAACUAGAACAAAUUACCGAGUUGGUUAUAUGAACAAAUAUGAUCUAUGUAUUAUUGAUAAUGCGCAAAUAGGUGUUAAACAUCCAAACAUUGUCUGUGAUGUUUGCGAUAGUGAAGGUCAAGGAAUUAGUGGUAUAAGGUACAAGUGCACAAUUUGCUAUGACUAUGACCUCUGUUAUAUGUGCUAUCAUGGAGAUAAACAUGAUUUGAGUCAUCCUUUUAAAAGAUUUGACUCUUCAACUUCUUUGGGAAUUGACUUACCACCCAGGUUAAAAGGACGAAAAUGUGAACUAAAAGGCAUCUUUGUGGGUGCUAAAGUUGUAAGAGGUUUUAACUGGGAAUGGGGUAAUCAAGAUGGAGGAGAGGGAAAAGUAGGCAGAGUGCUUGAUAUCAGAGGUUGGGAUACAGAAAGCUCAAGAUCUGUUGUCAAUGUGCACUGGUUUGCAGGCUCAACCAAUGUCUAUAGGUUGGGCCACAAAGGCAUAUGUGAUAUAAAAUUUAUAGAACCUGCAUCGGGUGGUAGUUAUUACCCUGAUCAUCUUCCUGUAUUGGGUGAGAACGAAAAUAAUAUUUUUAUUGUGUUGGUUUUCAGGUUUCACCUUUUAGGUCAAAAUACUGAAACUCCUGUGAUUAAACCAAUUAAAUCUAGUCCCUUACCAUUUGGGGUUGGUGAUAAAGUGCAAGUUACAGUUUUAGUUGAUCAACUAAAAGUUAUGCAACAAGGGCAUGGGGGUUGGAAUCCUAGAAUGACUGAUUAUAUAGGUAAAGUUGGUACUGUACAUCGUAUUACUGACAAAGGUGAUAUCAGGGUUCAAUUUGAUGGAUGUAACAACAGGUGGACAUUUAAUCCCACUGUACUUCACAAAGUGAACAGCUUUGCUGUUGGUGAUAUAGUUACAUUAAUAAAUGAUGCUGAAAAAGUGAAGGAACUACAAAAGGGACAUGGUGAAUGGAUUGAUAUUAUGAAAAAUUCACUUGGUAAGCUUGGAAAGGUUUUAAAGGUCUACUCAGAUGGUGACUUGAGGGUGCAGUUAGAUGGACAUGCUUGGACAUUAAAUCCUCAAUGUGUUAAAAUUAUUCCAGGCAGUGCCGCAGAACUGGCAAAUACAAUGCAUGCUAAUCCAAGCCAAAGACAAGACCCAACCAAUUGGCAGUUGGGUCAUAACCAGGUCGAUCCAGCUCACAACGACAAUUCUUCCAGCGGUAUUGACGACCAAUUUGUACGCGCCGCCGCCCAAGGUCAUUUGGAGGUAAUGCAGCGUUUAUUACGGACUACACCUCAUUAUUGCGUUGAUGGCCGGAGUGGUGGAAAAACAGCCCUUCAAGUGGCUACUCACCAGGGGCACAUGGAAAUUGUUAAGUUUCUGCUUCAGUCUGGCGCUUCAGUUAACGCCAGCGAUAAUGACGGAGAUACUUCCCUACAUUAUGCUGCCUUUGGCAAUCAAGCUGAAGUGCUAGAUUUACUGAUCAAAGCAGGUGCCAAUUUAAAUGCAUCAAAUCGUAGUGGCUGCACUGCAUUACAUGUUGCCACACAUAAGCAACCUGUUCGCUGUGUUCAAUUGCUUUUAGAGGCAGGUGCCAAUCCUAAUUGUGUUGAUGUGUAUGGAGAUACGGCAUUGCAUGACUCCAUUGGCAAAGACAACCAUCAGGCGAUUGAAUUACUGUGCUCUGCACCAGCUGUUGACUUUACCUUAAGGAACAAGCGGGGUUUCAAUGUUCUGCACCAUGCGGCUCUAAAGGGUAAAAACAUUGCCACCCAGAAGUUGAUAAUGCAUGCUAGGCAGCUGGUUGAUGUUAAAAAAGAUGACGGGUUUGCCGCUCUUCAUCUGGCAGCUUUAAAUGGACAUAAAGAUGUGGUAGAGACUCUUGUUAGGCAGGGUCAGGCUGAUAUUGACUUGAGAAAUAACAGGAAUCAGACUGCGCUCUUGCUUGCUGUUAGUCAAGGUCACUCUGGAGUAAUAGAAUUGUUGGUGAACUUAAAAGCUGAUAUAAAUGCUAAAGAUGAAGAUGAAGACAGCGCGCUGCAUAUAAUUUUAUUGAAGCGAGCUCACUUCAGUGAAAUAACUCGAUGUGAGGGUCCAUCCAUCCAAUCUAUCUACGAAAAUAUUAACCAUAUUACAGAACAUAGGUUUCCGUUAGCGAUUGCCUGUUACUUGAUACAACAAGGGAUCAGUUUAACUGCAACGAACAAUAAAGGUCAAGUUGCAGUUAAUUUGGUGCAGGACGUCGCGUUGCAGGAGUUGUUGAAGACUUAUAUACCGACCAAUGACGAGAUUGUGAUACAAAAAGAACCAGAUAUUGGUAAUAUCGGUUCUUUAUCUCUAGAAAACUCCAGGACGGACUACAAUGUAACUGAGCACACUUCCAACAAUCAAAUUCAUUCGACAGAAACGACAAAGCCAAUUAGAAAAAGUCGGGCCAAAAACGAUGCGGGCAGCACAUCCCAAAGCAAUUCGCCGACAUAUAAAACUACUCACCCAUAUCAAAAUGAAAUCGUGUCAAACAAACCGGUAGAAUGCUUGGUAUGUUCGGAGUUGUCAGAAGAAAAUGUACGACUUGAGCCAUGCAAUCACAAACCGGCGUGUGAGGAUUGUUCGUCGCGCAUGAAAAAGUGCCUGACGUGUGGCGAAUUUGUUCAAAAGAGAAUCACUAAAGAUGGCAGGGUGAUUCCUCUGAAAAGUAGACAGCCCAGCGCGGAGCGCAUGAGAUAUUUGGAAAGCAAGAUAGCAGAAAUCGAAGAAAGCCACGCGUGCAGCAUUUGCAUGGAACGAAAAAGGAACGUGGUAUUUUUAUGCGGACAUGGGACAUGUCACAAGUGCGCCGAUACGCUGAAAACUUGUCACAUGUGCCGCAAGACCAUUACAAAGAAAAUACCUAUAUAUUAGGUAUGCCAAACCGCUCACUUUAGGUGAUAAAUGUAUCUUAUAAGUAUUGUGAUUUGUCCAUACAUGUAAUUUUUAAUAAUAUACAAUUAAUAUAUUUAUUUCUUUCAAAUCCAUUAAAAAUAAGUUUUCAAAUAUUAAAAAUCAUGAUGAUUCUAAGAGCAAAAAAUGCUUGCAGCCGUUUGCUGCAACUAAACAAUAAUUUUGUUUUGUUGAACUGAUUAGUAUUAAUACUUUUUGAAAUUGUUUAUAAAAACCACUGACACACUUCUCCUGUCUAUUGUUUCAA
This is a messenger RNA of Cylas formicarius (sweet potato weevil), 3581 nucleotides long. It is a transcript of the gene mib2, whose product is annotated as E3 ubiquitin-protein ligase MIB2. Gene Ontology annotation, molecular function: protein binding; ubiquitin-protein transferase activity; zinc ion binding. The transcript is spliced from 10 exons. The record is from RefSeq and is a predicted model, not a curated record. Gene Ontology annotation, biological process: protein ubiquitination. NCBI's taxonomy places the organism in Eukaryota, Metazoa, Arthropoda, Insecta, Coleoptera, Brentidae. Bases 257 to 3295 code for a protein of 1012 amino acids. Gene Ontology annotation, cellular component: cytoplasm.